AUGCAGGCCCCUGCAUUGGUGGAGACAGCUUCUGGUAAAUGCAACCACAGUAAUGGAGGAAACUUCCUAAAAGAUAAACCUAAUACCAAGAAAGAAAAUUUAUCUUCCAAUGGUUGUAAUGAAGUCAUAUUGACUUUUCCUGAUGAUGACUAUGAUUCCUUGGCACUAGAACAAAGAUCUAAUGAUAAAGAAGUCAGCAAUAUUGACAAAUUAAAUUUAUUGGAGCCAUCUUUUUCAACGAGUCAAGAUACUAAUAUAGAAAGUACUCACUCUCAGUCAAGUGAAUUUGAAGACAGUAUUGACUAUGUUUUCUUGAAUGAAACAUACUCUAUACAUUAUUCAGAGUCAAAACUAAAGAAGGAAAAUCUUACUGAUUUAAAAUCAGAAUUUGAUCCUGAAAUGCAGAAAAGAGAGGAGGUGUUUCUUGAUGUUUUGGAACAUCAAGAUAAUAAGACUGUUGGCUUAGAAACAAUCUAUGAGAUUUCAGAUGCUGAUUAUAAAGAAACUACUGAAGAUAUGCAAAAGCACGAUACAGAUGAAGAUUCACAGCAGGAAUAUCAUAGUGUGGAAGAACAAGAAUAUAUAAGUAACCAUUUAUCUCUUGGCCAAACAAAAACGUUAAGUUUAUCUAAUCUGGAAGUUGUUGAAUUAAGAAAGUCAGGUUAUGAAGUUAAAUGUCCUAGCAGCCUAGAAGGUAAUCAUGUUAAGUUGGAAAGUGGUUCUGUCAUCUCUUUAGAUUCACUUGAUGUUUCUGGACAAGAAGAUUCACUUCAUGUCUCCAAAUUUCAGAAUUCUGUUAUGUUAAGAGAAUAUGAAAAGUGUGAGGAACAAGAGACUAAUUUAAUGUAUCACACAAUAUCUGAUGACAUUGUACCAAGAAGCAGUUCUUUGGGACACCAGGAAUCUCAAUCCAAGAGUAGUUUCUUGAACCUUAAAAAAGUGUUAAAAAGUAAAGUUUAUACUGAAAAAAUGAAAUCUCGAAUAACUGAAAGUAGAGAUUUUUGUGGAAAUACAAGUGUUGGGAACAAAAUAUUACAGCACUUUGAAAAUCCUAGCACAUUACCACGGGACAAAGCUUUAGAGACAUUACUCCAACCUUGUAAAGAUUGUCAGACUUCAUGGACCUCUAUUUUUGAUGAUUCAGUAAUUUCUGCUUAUGGACAUUCACAUUAUAAAAGCCUACAAAACACCCCUGACCCAACCUUAGAUUUUUCUGUUACACUACCAAAGACUGCAGUCAAAGAUGAUAAAGCAAUAGAAGAAGUAAACUCCCUAAAAGUUGCUAAUGGCAAUGCCACAAAUAAAACAUGCAUUCAUGAUACGGAAGGAAAAUGUCCUCAAUCAGUGACAGGUGCUGCAAGUUGCACAGUCACAAUUAAUCAGUCAGUGGAUGUUAGCACUGAUUUUAGGGCUUGUUUCACAACCAGCAGGGCAACAAGUGCAAUAUCUUCUGUAGUAUCUACAUCAAGUAACACAGAGAUAACAAUGAUGAAUAAAAAACAGCCCAGUAAAUGGCAAAGUGAGAAACAAAGAAGUGUGGCUUGUAAUACAGAUUGGUCAUACAGUCAAGAUUGUGUAGAUACACAGAUGGCUGUGACAGAAGGAUCAGGAAAAUCUCUCUCAGUUGACAGCUUGAAACCUUGUGGAAGUUUCCUAAAUAAGAAUUCCCUGGAAUUAAAACCAUUUGAUAUCACAGACUUAAAGAAACAUCCUGAGAGGGAAUUUCAACUUUCUCAAGAGUCGGAAAAGAAUUUGCCGUCAAUGUGCUGUCAGGAAAUAAUGCAGAGAGCCAUGAAAGCAGAGCUGCACCUUUUAAAUGUUCACUAUCAGAUGUGUCAUCGCCAUUGUUGUGAUAUUUAUAAACUUGUGAUGGGAAACAGGGAAGGAUUAAAUAGGAAUUUAUCAAGUAAUUCUGCUAAGAAGGAAUUAGGAUCAGCACUACUGUCUGUUUUGGGAGACUUAAAAGUUAGAUACGUGAGUUUGAAAGAAAAGAUACACAAAGGCAUGCAACUGGAAGAGCUGCCCCCACUAUCAAUAGAAUCAAAAGUAUUAUCUACCUUCUCUACUUUUGUUUCCAGGCUAAUGAAGGAAGAAUUGCAUGUCUUUUCAGGAGCAGAUUCUGAACUAGAUAAUCAAAGUGCGCCUGAUGUUGAUGUUUCUCCAAGCCUAAAAGAGACACUCUCUCAAAUGUCUUUAUUAUCUGACAAUAGUCACCCUAAACAAGAUACAUCACCCAAGAAAGAUGGUUUAAAAAGUGGUGAUAUAAACGAAGACUUUAGUCAACUGAAACUUGAUGAUAAAGACUGCGGAAAUUACCAAGAAGUAAAUGAAGGCUGGUUUGAUGCUAAAGAGAACCUGACAGGAGGUGACUUCUCAGGAAUACAAGAAAGUCAAGUAGAACAAGACAGAUGGAAUCCAAAUUUUACACUAGAAGUUAAGAAUGUUGAACCCUUACGAAGAGAUAAAGGUUAUUUGAUACAUGUUGGUGGUCUCUGUCCUACAGUAUCAGAGGAUGAUUUAAGGUCUCAUUUCCAGAAAUACCAAGUUUCUGAAAUUUCAAUUUAUGAUUCUUCUACUAAUUACAGAUAUGCAUCUCUUACUUUUAAAAACAACAGUGAUGCAAAAAUGGCUGUGAAAGAAAUGAAUGGUAUAGAAAUAAAUGGAAAGUCAGUAAAUGUGCGCCUUGUUAAAACUCCUGGAGAAUAUCCAUCACCACUUUCCUCCAAAAAUGGGAGUAGAGUAAGUUUGAAUAAUCUGGAGAAAAGCACCAGCAAAGAAAUCAACUCAGCCUCCUCUGUUUCUAGAUUGCCCAGAACUAGGCCAAGGCAGCUGGGAUCUGAGCAAGACAGUGAGUUUUUCCCUUUUGGCCAGAAGGGUAUAAAGAAGAAUUGUAAACAGAUUGAAUCUGCUAAAUUGUUACCUGAUACAUCUACUCAAUUCAUACCUCCUAAUACGCUAAACCUGCGUAGCUUUACCAAGAUCAUGAAUAGACUGGCAGAACUGCAUCCAGAAGUCAGCAGAGACCGUAUUAUAGAUGCUCUUCAGGAAGUGAGAAUAAAUCAUAAAGGUUUUCUGAAUGGCUUAGCUAUUAAUACUAUUGUGAAAAUGACUUCAUCUGUUCUGAAAAACUCAGCUUCCAGUUAG
Messenger RNA from Cynocephalus volans (Philippine flying lemur), 3144 nucleotides. RefSeq names its product RNA binding motif protein 44 (gene RBM44). Gene Ontology annotation, molecular function: mRNA 3'-UTR binding. The record is from RefSeq and is a predicted model, not a curated record. Gene Ontology annotation, cellular component: catalytic step 2 spliceosome. Lineage: Eukaryota; Metazoa; Chordata; Mammalia; Dermoptera; Cynocephalidae. The coding region runs from base 1 to 3144 and encodes 1047 amino acids. The transcript is spliced from 14 exons. Gene Ontology annotation, biological process: mRNA splicing, via spliceosome.